UGUCCCUGUACGUGUCAUGGCGGCCGCCGGAAGCCGGAAGUUGUCCGGCCCUGAAUGCGCUCCCCCCGCCCCUCGUCUCCGCGGGCGGGUGGCGGAACGCGCGGCGGGAUGCUGGCGCGGGGCCGCCGGCUGCUGCAGCCCCUUUUUGGGGGCCGCCUGCUGCUGCUGACCAACACGGCGAGCUCUGGGGCGCUGCUGGCCGCCGGCGACACCCUGCAGCAGGCAUGGCACCUCCGCCACCACCCCGAGGACCAGCGCCAGGCGGCACGCACAGGGCGCAUGUUCGCCGUGGGCUGCAGCUUGGGGCCGCUGAUGCAUUUUUGGUACCUGUGGCUGGACGCCGCCUUCCCGGCGCGGGGCGUGCGGGGGCUGAGGACGGUGCUGAAAAAAGUCCUCAUCGACCAGCUGGUGGCAUCGCCCGCCCUGGGAGCCUGGUACUUCCUAGGCAUGGGCACGCUGGAGGGUCAGAGCCUGGAGGCGAGCUGGGAGGAGCUCAAGGAGAAAUUUUGGGAGUUCUAUAAGGCUGACUGGUGCGUGUGGCCGGCGGCGCAGCUCCUCAAUUUCCUCUACGUGCCCCCCAAAUUUCGGGUGGUUUACGUCAACGUGGUGACGCUGGGCUGGGACACCUACCUCUCCUACCUCAAGCACAGGCCCAAACCAGCGCCGAGCGCGGAGCAGGACGGGAAGCAGCGCGGUGCUGGGAUGUAGCAGUGAUGGAGAAGCCGCUCCCGAAACCUGUGAUGUCUUUUCAGCAGCUCCUGCCCCUGCUGCUGGGGGGGGGCGCUGGGGGCUGGCAGGACCCCCGCCAGGUGGGGCAGGGUCCGGCCCCGUGGUGGGCACAGCCAGGGGCUGCUGCAGAUCCCGCUGAUUAAUUAAUUUACUGUCGGUAAUUAGGGGGCUGUGAUUUAACAAACAGGGUAGGGGCGCAGCACUCAGCACUCCAGGGACAGGCACAGCGGCUCCUGCCCCUUGUCCCCUCCCCAGGAGCCCCAGCAGAGCCCCCCAGGCUCUGAUACGAAAUUUGGUCUGAUUUUGGCCAUAUUUGACAGAAGCAGAGCAAAAACUGAGGUUUUUGGGGCUGAUUCCCACUGCCAGGGGCAUCCUGCAACCCAAUCAGCCUUGGUGCCACAGCAAAAAAUCCUGCACUUGCCCCUGGUGGCUCCCCAGGCACAAUCCGUGCCCCCCCCUCACCUAGGAUCCCAUUUAUUUUCUUACUCUAGUGCCUAAAUCUCCCCUUUUCUACCCAAAAGGUGCCUUCCUUGCAGCUCCAGCCUCAUCAUGCACUGCGGGGGGGGGCUAUUUGGAGAAUGCUAAUUGUCAAAACCAAUUAAUUUCCCCCCUCUCAGCUUGAAAUCGCCCCCUCCACCCCCCAAGGACGAGGGGCAGGCGCUGAUCAGCAUCGCUUUUAUUUCUUCACACCAUUUCUUUUAAUACAGUGAUUUUUAGGAAAUUGUA
Anas platyrhynchos (mallard) is the source of this 1455-nucleotide messenger RNA. It is a transcript of the gene MPV17L2, whose product is annotated as MPV17 mitochondrial inner membrane protein like 2. The record is from RefSeq and is a predicted model, not a curated record. Gene Ontology annotation, biological process: mitochondrial ribosome assembly. NCBI's taxonomy places the organism in Eukaryota, Metazoa, Chordata, Aves, Anseriformes, Anatidae. Gene Ontology annotation, cellular component: mitochondrion; cytoplasm; membrane.